AUGAUUGAUAAUAAAAUAACUACAACAAUUAAAAUGUACUGUGUAAAUACAACGGUAAACAAUAUCGCUAUGUUCACAGGUCUGAUCGAACCACAGAUAGGUAUCAAAUAUCUAAUUAGGUACCUGUUUGUUGAACUUCCGAAGUGACGAUUCAAAUAGAAAAGCUUUCCUUCGAUGACCACCUCACCUCCACCACGGUUAAAAUGACCGCCGACGGGUUGGGUGUAAGUUUGAGAGUCUUGUCGUGACUUCGUUCGUUGCCGCAGCACUCCCGGGGCUCUGCUGUAUACGUACGUAAAAUCAAUGAUUUAACAUAGUUGCCAGCUUUCGCAUUUAGGUCAUUCCACAGAUUCUCUGAGCGCUGCUGUCUUUGGUGUCUUGCGCGGUCCGUUCGUAUGUUAUAUUAUACCUAUACAUAAUAUUUCCCUUGGGCCACGCCUUGACUCACCCAGCUCGUUUGUACAGAGUAGAAUAACGUCGCGCAGUCGCUGCACUUCGUUAUCGAGAAUAUUUAUUUUUUGCUGCUGGGUGCUGCCUUAUUCACUUUACUAAGGUCUUUUAUCCAUCGAUCUUCGUCGUAUAUGUACCCCCGUAUCACUGUGUAAAGAAUAAUUCGUUAUAAUAUACUUUGCGCGAACUGUAGUUGGUCAUUUCACGCGAACAGCGUACCUAAGUAAAGUGCUACCACAGGAUGCAGCAACCGAGCAGGAAGCCAUUGGAAAGCAUUUUAUACCUUCAGACCGGCCUGUCCGUGGCUGUACAACGCGAGACAAUAAAGGUAAGUCACCAUCAUUAUCUAGUUAGUAUUUCAAUUUUUGAAUAUGUACAGGCUCAUUGUCAUUUAUAUAAUUAUUCCAUCUGACCACGGUGGUGUAUCAUUAGCGGUCAAGUGAUUUUUGUUAUGCGGGGAGGGGAGGAGGGAUAAUGCUGAUUUUGUUAACAAUUAUUAUAACUUAUAUUCUUAUAAUUUUUUUAUAAAUCUGUGUGUAACAUAAUAAUAUGCUUAUAUGUAUAUUAGAUAUAAUCAAUGUAAAAAAAAAAGGUGAUUUGGGGGAGUGAUAUCCCUCGCAUGUCCCCUCCCUCUCUUUUAGCCCGUCACUGGUGUAUACCCAUAUGAUACUUGAAGAGAAGCCCCACCCAGGAUCAAUAUGCGCGAGAAUUUGCGUCAUUCUAUCGCACGCCCCAGAUAUUUAGGUAGUUCUUAGUGUUUUCACACUAUACAAUUUCAUUUAUCAAUGAUUAUUUUUUUAUCCAAACCAAAAAAUCCGAGAAAUUAUCUGAUUCUGCUGAUGGGUUUGUCGCUGUUAUAGGCGGAAGUUGGAGAGGAAGUAUAAUUAUACAUAAAGAUUAAUUUAAUUUAUGUUUGUACACUGUACACUACAAUAAAUCACUGCCAACAAUAAACGAUUCUGAGCGAGUUCAGUCAAACACAGAGUUAGAGAGAUAUUCUGAAACUGAUUUUUACAAUUUACAUCAACAUUUUAUCUUUGAACACUUUGAACUGAAACUGAAAAAUCACAUAACACUCUAAAAUUACAUCACUUAUGUUACGCAUGUAACAACUUAUACCAACAUACAAUUUAUUUUAAUGCCCUAUUCAAGUAAAAUGGCCUCUACCUAUAUACCCAGUAAAAAUCUCAAAUUUUCAUUUUCACAAAUUAACAACAAUAUUAAUUAUUAUUAAUUUACUGUAUUUUAUAACUUAUUAAUAUAUUAUUAUGGAAAUUGAAAAUUUAUUCCUCCCAAAAAAAAAUUCCAUAUGCUGACAAUCCGUCCUUGGUAUUUAUUUUUUUUCAACACGUUUUGAAAUAAUUUAUGAAACAUAUAAGUAACAGAAAAAAAAAAAUAUCUUUUUGUCAUAGUUUUAGUAUCAACUUUUAAAAGAUGAAAUUUUCAAUUAUUUUUAUAGUUUAAGUAUUAAUAUUAAAUAUUGAUUUUUUAAUUAUAAUUUUAUUUUUCAAUUUUUUUAAUUAUUUUGACUAAAAGAUAUUUUAAUAUUAUUAUUUAAACUAUCUAUACUAUUAUAUUGCAUUUUUUAAAUUUCAAAAAUAUAAAUUUUUUAGGUCAGUAUUACAAUAUUUUAGUGAUAAGUGAUUAGAAAAAUGUAAGGAAAAAAUAAAUCUUAUAAAAAUAUGCUUUAAAAAAAUUUACUGGGGACAAAUUAUCCAUAUAUGACAUUUUUACAUGGGGACUAAUUGUCCUAGAUCCCAUUAUUAUAUAUUAUUAUUUAUAAUACUAAAAACAAAAUUAAACAAAUAAUUUCAUAGUAUUAAUUUUAUAAAAUAUAUAUAUAUAUAUUUUUGUAAAAUUUAAUUUAUAAUAAUAAUAACAAUACAAAUGUUUUUAAUUGAUUUUAUUGAAGCAAAUUUAUCCAUGCUAUUAUUAAUACUUAAGUAUUAAGAGUUAAAAAAAAAAAAAAAAAAAAUUAAACAGAAAAAUACAAAAAUCACACUAAAAUAAUACAUCCAAUACUUGCAUUCUUAAAGUUACAUUCAGGAUCUAUAAGAGCUUAAUAAGUAAUUAUAGGUGAUGUUGUAUAUUGAUUUAAAAUUUAUUUUGUUAACAAAAUAAUAUAUAUACUUAGUACCAACUAUUAUUGAUUAAAUUUAUUAUAAGUACUUAAUUUUAUGGUAGAUGUAUAAAACAAAUUAAUAAAAUACAUUUUUUGUUACAGGAGAUAGUUUAUCCUUCAAAUCGUAUGUAUGAACCUUCAAUUUUGAGUGAUCCAGCUUCUAAGAUUAGAAUUCGAUGGGAUUUAACCAUUUUGGGAAACCGCUUAAAAACAUUUAGAAAAGGCUGGAAAAUAGACUUUAUUUCAUCAGCUGAAAUGGCUAAUGCAGGUUUUUACUAUACUGGAACACAAGAUCUCGUGAAAUGUGUGUACUGUCCAAAAGCUUUUCAAUAUUGGAAACCAGGCGAUAUUCCUCAAGUUUUGCAUAAACGUGAAUCUCCAGAUUGCCCAUUUUUCAAAGAUAGCCAAGGUACAUAAUUAUAACAUAUAUAUAUACUAUAUUUAUAUAUCAGUGGUGUUUUUUAAGGAAGGGAUGUGGGUUAUAAACUAUACCUCAAAGAGGUUUUUAGAAUCAGUAGCGCAACCAGAAUAUUUUUAAGACCCCUUUCUCCUCCUCUUUGGAAGGGCUUCCAGAGUUCUUUAAAGAGUAGCUCUUUCACUGAAAAUUGAUGUUUACAGGUUUUUAAUCACUUAAUAAAAUAUUAAAAAAUAAAUAUAAAUGAUUUGACAAAGGUGGAAAUCAAAAAAUAGAAUUAUUUUAACAUUAUUAGUAUGAAAAAUUGAAACUAAAAAAAAAGAGCUGAUACUGAGGACAGGUGCAGCUACUGUAGUAGGUGGGAAGUGUUGUAUGUGGGUAGUUGGAAAAGUAGGAUACAUAAAAUUAUUUAAUUUAUAUCUACACAGAGAUAAUUCAUUAACCAUUAAUAAAUCAUUGAUAAUGAAAAACUCAGUCAGAUAUUUUUUGAAAUGUCAUAAUUUUAAAAAUUUCCGUCAAAAUUUGAUCUUAAAACAAUUAUGAAAAAAAAAACUAAUGCAUUAAACUCAAAUUUGUCUUUUAGACCAAUAUGUAAAACUUAUAAUGUACAUUAUAUUAAAUUUUCAAGUAUGUGUCUUAUGUCAUUUAAUUUUAAUAACAGAUGCCUACAAAAUAUAUGUACACAUAAAACACAAAAAAUAUCAAAUAUCUUAAAUAGCUAGAAUAUUUUGAAAAUUUUACCACUUCUACAAAAGGUCAAUAUAAGUAUUUAGUGAUAACAAUAAGUUUCUACAAUAAUUUUUAAUCGAAUAACAACAAAGAAAUAUUUCUUAUGGUUUUUCAUAAUAAAAUUGAUCAGCUAUAGAUUGUGGUUUAAAUUCUACUUCCGUGUAGGGGGGGAUUUUGAAACAUAUCACUAAUCUCUAGUGACUAGUAAGAGUCAAGAAAUGUAUUAUUAUUAUUAUUAUUGUUAUUGUUGUUAUAAUUAUUAUUUAUACAUAAUUAGUACUACAAUAGUAUUUAUUUUUUCUAUUUAAUAAAAUAGACAUCAUAGUAAAAUUAAUAGAUACCUCUACAGGCUCUGAAUCUAAUGCAUCCACCAUCUUUGAUAUUAAAUAAAACCCAUUUUUGUAUAAAAAUUAUUUUUCUAUUAUUAUUAUUAUUGUUAAGAAAAAAGGUUUUGCCUUGAAAUCCGAACCCUAUUUAUUAGUUGGUUCAAUUAAUAUGAGUAAUGAAAGUAUUUUAAUUUUGUACAUUAUUAAUUUAGCUACAAAUUUAAUAUAAUAAUUGAAAUUUCACAGUUUUAGGAAGAAAUAUUUAGCUCGUAGGAGUGGUAGCUGUCCCAUCUGCCCCGCGUGCGCAUACCUAUGAUGGGGAGGGAGAGUGAAAUAAUUUAAUUUAAUAUUAAUGACAUACUUUGAACAAUUGGUGGACCACUGUUGUAGAUAUGAAGUUGGGAGAAGUUAAAAAGGUAUAUGACAUAGAGGGAAAUUUAAUAUAUAUCUGUAAUCAAAAUUUAAUAAUUGCUAACGAAAAAGGAUUCUGAGUGGAGUUCUGUUAAUAAUAUUGUUUUUUCAACAAUAUAUGUUAUAUUAUAGUAAAAUAAAUAUACAAUGAACACAAUGAAUUACAUAAUAAACACAUUGUUUCGUGUAAUUAGUAAACAUAUUUUCAUAUUAUACUAUUUUAUAUUUUAAAUUAAUCUAUAAUAGUCACUAUGAAUAUUUGUUCUACAUAAUUUUUACUAAAGCAAUUUUCGUCAAAACAAUUUUACCGAAAUGUAAGACUUUCUGUUUAAUUUUUAAGCAUUUCGGUUUUGUCUUAACAGUUUUACUCACAUACCAAAUAAAAAUUACUCAUAAAAUUAAAGUGUCGAUUAAUAGCUUAACAGCGUGAAAAUAGGCAAACAUAAGUUUUUUGCCCAAAUUUCAGGUCUCUAUGAUUAUUUAAACUAAACAAAUAACACCGUUGAAAAUAAUAAGAAGUAUUAUUACAUAUCGGGGGAAGAUUGCUGGUAAAAAAAUGUUGUCAUAGUUUUUAAAAAAAAAAUAAAUAAUAAUAAUAAAUAUCUUUGUAAAAUCAAUACAUUCUUUGCUACGCUCAAAAUCUAAAAAAUUAUAUCAAAUAAUAUAUUGGUUAUAUCUAUUAUAUCUACCAAUGAUUUUGCCAAAUGCCAAUAUAAGGGGGGGAGGGUGUGUUCGCCCCAUCACCCCACCUCAGGAACGCACCUGCAACUGCUGUAGUGAUAAGAAACAAUUUUCAUGAAAAAUGUAACUUAUUAUAAAAUAGUUAAUAAUAGAAUAUCAAAUUGUUAAUGGGUUACGUAAAGAAAAUUUUAAGAAAAAUAUUGAAAAUAAAUGUCCUAGAAUAAUGAAGACUGGUGCAGUCGUUGUUAUAAGUAAUUUAAUGUAUAUCUGUAAGUAAUGAUAAACCAUUGCUGACGAAAAAAUGAUUCUGAGCGCAGGUGAGUUGAUAGCAUCACUAUGCUUUGUCAACAAUGUAUAUGUCAUAUUAUAGUAAAAUAAUUAAAUAGGCAUUAUUUAUUUGUUUUUUAUUGUACUGAUUUUACCUUUUUUCCCGCGUUUUUCCCGGUUUUUCUCAUUUUUCUGGGAAAACUUGAAGAGAAUAUCGAAACAUGGCCUCCCUAUAGUAUCUCUCCAGUCAGAUAGCCUUUUAAAAAAGUGUAAAAAGUAAAAAAAUUGCUGGUAAAAAAAUUGACUACAGAAAAAAAAUCUUAAUUUUUUACUAAUAUAUGUAGUACAUUUUCCCGUUUUUCACGAAUUUUUCAACUCAUUGGGAAAACUCCUGGGGAAAUAGAAAUAUGAACUCCUUAAAGUACCUCUCCAAUCAGAUUUCCUUUUAGAAAAAUUGCUAUCAUUUUAAAUCGGGUCAAAAUUAGUGGUAGAAAAGUUUUACGCAGAAAAAAAAAAAUCACAUUAUUAAUAUUUUUUUAUUAAUACCUACCAUUAAGUACAUUUUCUGUUUUACCGACAUUUUAUCACAGUUUUUCUCAGAUAUUAUGAAAACCGCUUGAAAAAUCAAAAAAUGACUUCUCUAAAUUAUCAUGGAGAUAAAAUUUUCUUUCAGAAAAUAAGUUACACUUGAUACAUCAGAGCAAGAUUUCUGGUAGAAAAGUUUGUACAACAAAUCGAUGGGUAAAGUCCAAGGGGGUGAUAGCUUGGGUUUCUAAAUACACCCAAAAUGCAUUUGUUUUUUCCUUGUUUAGGUAAAAAGGGGAAAAAACCGAAAACAUUUUUUUGUCACACUGGUUUGAAUUCUGAACCCCUAGGAUGAUAAUAAACGUAAAUAACCAUUAGAUCACAACAAAUAUUCUUUAUGAAGGACAAUAUAGAGUAAUUUAAUAUAACAUAUAAUAUCCCUAUAAUAUCAGAACUUUAAAAAUCUAUAAUUUCGAAACUUAGUCAGUCCGCUCAAUUCUGACUUCACCAUCGUUAUAAAAUCAGCAAUACAUAUUUGUUCAAACACAAAAUUUGGAACAUUAUACCUAGUUUACAUUCAGCCGCAGCCAUUGCUACUCGCGCUGCUGCAUUUACUCCUCAAAAUACUUCUGUGACAGCAGUGAGUGUUUACAUUACAAAAAAAUAUGUAUAUAUUUCAUUUUUAUUUUUCCCAAUUAUAUUAUCUAUAGUUACUACAUAGUAUUAUGUUACAAUUCAACAGUGAUUGUGCCACAUUAUGUAUUGUGUUCUUUGAAAAAAUAUUUAGAGUAAUCAACAUAUUAUGUAUUGCACAAUUUAAAAAAAAAAAAAAAUAUUUUAUUAGAGGUUNAGAUGUUUCUAAAUUUAAAGAUGUUUCUAAAUUUAACAGGUUUAUUAUAAGUUGUACAUAGAGGCCAAACACAAAUAAUUGAUUGUAAUGUAUUUUUUUUUUUACCGAGUUAUAUAUAAAAUUAAUAUUUCAAUAAUUUGUAUGAGCAAAUACUUAUUUUAAAUUGUUUACUUUAAUAUAAUUUAUACCUUUAAAGUAAUAGUAAAUAUAAUUGAUUAUUAUAGUUUACAUAAUUGUAAUAUAAAUUAUUAGUGAUUGGUAUUAUAAUAUUUUGACUGCAAAAAAUAUUAAAACAUUGACAUAGGGGAGAUGGUUGAGGGUUAAAUACCCCCCCCACAGAUCAAACAGAUAUGUUUCUAAAUUUAACAGAUUUAUUAUAAGUUGUACAUAGAGGCCAAACACAAAUAAUUGAUUGUAAUGUAUUUUUUUUUUUUUUUAUGAGUUUUAAAAUAAAAUUACACUUUAUUAAAAACUUUGUCAACUGUAUAUAUUUUUAAUUUUCAAAUAAAGUUCAUUAUAUAUAUUAAAUAAAUUAUAUUCAUCUAUAUUCAACCAAACUCGCUUAGAAUCAUAUCUGUUUGCUUGCAGUGAUUUAUGGUUGGAUACAUUACCUUUAUAAACUAAUCAUUUUUUAAAAUUAUUUACUAUUAGAACAUUUGUGGUUUCCAUAGAUGUGUAUUUAUUAUAAAAUACUUAAUAUAAUAUUAUUACCAUCAAUUAUUUCUAAUAAACGUAUUUAAAUAUUAUACAAAUAGUAAAUAUCAAAUUAUCACCUACAAUGUUUUGAAAUGAUUGAAUUCCAUUCAAUAUAUUUUCAGUUUGUUCAUUAUUUUCAGUUAGCAACUUAAUGAUUUGGUCUUCACCAAGAUCAGCAUUAUCUUCUAUACUACAUGUUUCACUGAAUUUAAAUUAUUUCCCACAUUACUACACAUUUAAUUUCAUUGCCAUAAAUGGUGUAGAGCAAUUAGUUAACUUAAAUUUAAAUGCAUGCAUGAAUAUAUUUAAUUUAAUUUGUUAAUUUUCAUUAAACAAUUUGAUUAAAGGAUUAAUUUAUAACAUAUAUAUUUACCUGCAAACAGAGCUGUCAUUCCCAUUCAACAAAUGAACAACUGAUUCGUUAUUUAACUGUUAUAAUUCUGAAAAAUCUUUUUCAAUGAAGUUCACUGAUUUUAACAUAUUAGCUCCAUUGUCUAAUGUUAUGGUAUAAAUCUGAUCAGAUUCAAUAUUAUAUUUUUUUUAAGACAUUUAAAAUAACUUCUUUUAAAUGUAAACCUAAAAUAUAAUUACAUUAGCUAUUUAUUUGUUUUAUUUAAAAACUAUUUUCAUUAAACUAAAAUACUAUAGUACAACCUUAUAUUUAAUUUAUACCUGUAUGUAAUUAUGUAAGCUUAACUAAGCCAAGAGCUCUGAGGUUGAAAUAAUUAUCCACAGUAUAUUGUAUAUUAAUUUCCAAAAAUGAUUGAUUUAGUCGUAUCACAGCAACCAGUUUCACGGCAGCGUUAGUGCGAGGAGCAUGAUCAGCGCGAGUGACGUGUUUACAUACUCGCGCUGCCCAUUUUUAUGCUCACUUCCCUGCUCACUGCCACGGGAUUGGGCUGUAUGUAAACUAGUUAUUAGAUUUUUUUGACAUAAUUUUUUUCUUAAAAAAUGAUUUUCAUCAAAAUUUGAUAUUAAAAUUCCUUUAUAUAAAAAAAAAUACUGAAAUAAACUCAAUUUUUUUAAUUUUAUAGGAGAGUUAUUUGUGUAUUGAAGUCGUUUUGGUAUUUUUUUGGAUGCGGCUAGUGUCGUCAAGUGGUUCUAAUAAAUAUAUUUUAGCAUGUAAAUUAAUAUUUUUUCAAAAUUGUCAUUAGUUCUGAAUGAUAGUAAUAUUUUCUUCAAUGUAUUCGCAGCGUUAAUUGAACCAGAUGCACACAAUUUAGGAUUUUCUAACACUUUUACUAAUUGUUCUACAGGACUAAAGAUAUGUAUUGGAAUAGUAAAAAAAAAAAAAAAACAUUGUUUUAAAUUUUUUUUUAUUUUUUCACAUAUCCUCUAGUGUUGAUCUUUUAUUAUCUGCUAUACAAACACUCCCUGAAAGUAUUUUAUCUAAUGUUUUUUUCAUUCUGUUAUAGUUAUCUAAAAAUCUUAAACUUUUAACUCUUAAAGACCAUCUAGUUGGACAAAAUGUAAGUAGAUUUUUUUUUAUACUGCCAAUAUCAGAGGAAUUGUAACAUGGCAAUGUUGUUCAUGUACUGUAAUUAGUAGUAUGAAACUAUGAAAUAACAGUCUUAAUUAGUAUAUGAUUUAAAAAUUCGAAUUCACUUUUAUUUAAAUUAAAUUUAACAAUCAAUUAUAAGUGCAAUGUCCAUACUAUAAUAUUAAUAUAUUUUCUACAAGUAGGUAAUCAUUAUAUUAAAUUAUUUUAAUUAAAUCCAGUUUUGGUGCCUAUAACAUAUUUCGUACUAUGGUCUUCAUUCAUUAACAGCAUAAGUUGUUGAAAUAUAUUUUUGUAGGAAAUAAAAAAUUAAUAUCUAAAAAUUAAAAUUUAUUAUCUAUUCAACAAUAAUAUUGUUUUGUUAACUCGAAACCAGUUUGAUUUAUAUUGAUAGUUGAUAUAUUACUAAUAUUAUUAUUUAUAACAAUUUAUUUUACUGGGCAUCUACCCAUCUUAGUUGUAAUUAAUCUUAAUUACAAAUAAUAAAACAAAUUUACUUGAAACUUAAAAGUAUGUCUUAAACUUAACUCGUUUAGGUAUAAGUUCCUGAAUUUUCUCCAGUGUUUUCGGUUUGAAAUAGUUUUUGAUAUUUUUUGGGUAUUGAGAACAGCUAUUGCAGGUACGUGUAACGUGUUUAAACAAUUAAACGUAGUAAAUAUUACAAUAUUGAAUAUAUUAUAUAAUAUCAAUAUUAACUGUAAACUGUUACAAAUUAUUAAUUAUACAUUUAUACAGUAUUACACGACAGCGUACUCACUUAAUAGUCGUAAUCCGUAAUCACUAAUCGCCAUUCGGAACCUAAUCAUAAACGAUGUAAACUGUAAAAACCUAUAAAUAGUUUAAUGAUAUUGGAAUAAUAAACAAUAUGGUAUGUUAUAAGAAAACUAUCCGGAACAGGUAGAAUUUUCCAAUAUAAUUUGAUAAAGCAAAAGCACUCCGACAGAAAAUGUCUAUACGUAUUAUUCAAUAUAUUUUUAUAUAUUAAUAUUAUAAUAAUAAAUAAUAAAUCGAUAAUAAUAACAAUAAUAUUAUUACGCACUUUCAUGAAAAUGAGACUAAUUCUGAAUACGUUUAGUAUAAACUAUACAUAAUUUACGUUUGUGUGCUCUUAAAUUUUAAUGUUGUAGGGGGAGAAGUUAAAGUAUACUUUUCCCCCCCUUGGAUUAUAUCUGAGGGUUCAAUUGCCCCCUCUGGCCCCCUCUCCGACGCCACUGAAUAUGGCUUAAAUGUUUUGAACAUUUUACCACGUCUAGAAAAGGUAAAUGUUAGUUUUAAGUCCAUAUAGUCUCUACGAAUAUUAAAAGAAUUACAAUAAAUACCAAAAUUGAAAAAUAAUAAAAGCAUUAUUCGUAAAUUUCCUGUUUUUAUUACGUUUAAUCCUAGUUUUUCCCAGAUAUUAUGAAAACCGCUUAGAAACUAAAAAAAUGACCUCCCAAAAGUACCGUCUGGACAACAUUCCAUUUCUGAAAUGGUGCCACGCGUAUAUAUUUGAACAAGAUUUAUGGUAGAAUUUUUGUAUAUAGUAUAUAUAUUAUCUUAUAUCUUAGUAAAACCAAUACAUUUUCACUACGCUCAGAAUAUAAAAAUUAAAUUAAAUUGAAUAAAAAAUAUUCAAAUAAAUUUAGAAAUUGACCUGUGUUUUUAUCAUAAGUAUGUAAUUAUGAAAUUUAAAUUAAGCUGGCGUAAAACAUAUUUUUCACGUGAACAUGAAAAUUCAGUGGCGGCUCAUGCAAGGAUGCGAUGACACUCCCUACAUACAUUUUAAAGUAUAAUGUAAUUUAUAACUAUUAUCAAUUCGGUAUACUUAUAGUGAAUAAUAAUAGUCAGGCACGUAGCCAGACAUUUAUCCUGUUUGGCUCCUUAUUGUUUUUUGAACCCUCUACCACCUCUUUCCUUAUCAUACAAUAAACACAGGGAGAUUUUAUUUAUCAUGAACUAGUCUAUAUUUUGAAAAAUAUUACAUUUUUUGAAAAUAUUUUGCUUACAAAAUUCCAAGUCAUUACAAAACAACAUUAAAAAAAAAAUAUGUUUUUUAUUAUUAUUUUUUUCUAAGUUUUUUACUUUUUGAAUGACAACAUACAUUUUUAAUUUCAUAUUCCGAAGCAAAAUAUUUUUCGAUUAUAUCUAUACAUAAAAAUCGAAUUUCGGACGAAUAAGUUCUUAUUUUAUGGCAUUUUACACUAAUGAUACUAAGCAAAAAGCUGGACAAUUAUAUUUUAGAGCAUUUUAGUAAUUUCAGUACCUUACUUUAUCAAAAAUAAAUAUAAUAUUAAAUAAUAAAAUAAACAAAAUUCACAAACAAUUAAUAAUCAUAAAAAAACUUAACAAGAGAGCGAGAUAAAAUAAUAAGGUGGAUAAAAUUUUUCCCCUUCCCUUUUAGUCAAAAAUAACGAGAGGGUAAAAUUCGCCUGUUACCGAAUAUUUGCGAUUUUUUUGGCUUGCGAAAUUUAACCCCCCCCCCUCCACCCACUCAAGGUAAAAAUUGUCUGAGCUAAAAUUCAACUGUGACACCGGAAUGUAAAGUUGCCGUAAAUAUUAAUACAUUUUAAUCUUUGGGUUUUUCAUAAUUAUUAUGAAAACUACUUAGAAUAUCAAAAACAACUUUUUUUUUCAGUGACUAUAUAUUAAAAAGAACCUAAUUGAUCUUUGUUAUUAUUUGAUUGGAGCAAUAUUUCUGGUAUAAAACCUAUUUAAUUAAAAUUAAACCAAUGAAAUCGGUAAUGCCGUGGUGUGACGUAAAUAUUUGACGUUUUUCUCAAUUAUUUUGAAAACCCUUUGAAAAAUCAAAAACGACUUCUAAUAAAUCAACUAGAGAAAUCUCUAUCCCGGAAAAGAUAAUAUUUUUUUUAAUCAGAGCAAGAUUUCUGGUAGAAAAGUUGUUAACAGACAGAAAAAAUAAAAAUAUACACAUUGUAAAACCAAGACUCCUUACUACGCUCUUAAUCUAAAAAAAAGAUGUAUACAAACUCCAGCGAUAAUUGAUAAAUAGUAUGAUACUUAAUUGUGAAAUGAAAUCUAAAAGACCUUUUAAACUGCUUAAAUUAUUAAUUACUUCAUCAGGUGUUACAUGUUGUAGAUUGAAUGUAGGACGAAAAAGAAAAAGGCUCGAUAAACGUAUAUGAUCACAUCACUGUAGUAAUGAACGGACGACAACAAAAACAUAAAAUUAUAAGUUAGACAAGUAGAUAUUAGAAAACAAACAGUGAUAACAAAUUUAUUGUAAAUUGAUAUGGGAAUUAUAACAAUCCUUCCCAAUUUGUAAUAUAUAUAAUAAAUAAUAUAAAAAAGUAUCCUAGGUUAAUGCGGACGGGUGGCAUAUAAGCAAAGCGUACAUUGUUAGAGAUAUUAUGGAAAUCCCGUUUUCCGAUUGGCUCUAAUCACAACAAAAUAAAAAUUGCAUUAUCAGUUAUGAUUUUUAAAUUUUUCAGUUUGUAAAAAUUAAAAAGUGUUUCGUUUUAUUUAUAAACCGUUCAUAUGAUUAUUAUUAAAAUACCAUUCAUAUUAGAUCGAAAAAUCAUGAAUGGAAGAAAUAAUUUUUUUAGGUACAUGGUAAAUUAAUAUUACAUUAUUAUUUCAAGAUAAAAUAUUGUUUCAUAAUUAAAUACAUUAUUCAAUAAACUGUAUAAAAAAUUUAAACAUGAAAAAUACUCAUUAGAUGAAAAUAAAUAAAUUACAAAAGGUGAGAUAAGUAUACAUAUCAUGCAAAGGUACAUAAUUAUUUUUGGCCUCACAAUUUAUUAUGUAUGUAUAAAUCACAAUACUUUGCUUUCAUUGUCUGUUAAAAAAAAAAAAAGUUGUAUUAUAAUUUAAUGUUUCUGAUCAAUUUUUAGGUAAAAUUAGGUAAAAUAAUUAUCGUGUAGGUACUUAAAUAAAAAAAAAUUUAAAUAUAAAUUAAAAAUUCAUAUCUUGAUAAUUUAAUAAAGUUUAUAAUAAAAUAAUAUAAAAAACACAAAAAAAAAAUGUUUACUAACUGAUAAUGAAAUUAGUUAUCUCAUUGGGAUUAGAGCCAAUCAGUGAACAGGAUUUCCAUUAGGUUCUCUAACAUUGUACAUUUUGCUUAUAUGCGGUCCGCGUGCAGCAACUGUUAUAAGGUGAGACGUUGGGAAGGUAGUAAAAGGGUAAUUGAAUGUAUAUCUGUACGCAACGAUUAACCAUUGCUAACGAAAAAACGAUUCUGAGAGAAGUUCAGUUGAUAGAGUUCGGUUGAUAAUGUUGCUAUGUCAAUAAUUUAUCUGUUGUAUUAUUAUGAUAAAAUUACAUAUUCAUUAUAUAUUUUCUUUAGUAAUAUUUGUUUAAUAUUGUAUUGUAUAAUAUAUUCCCGGUUUUUCGCAUCUAUUGGGAAAAUUCCUAGAAAAAUCGAAAAAUGACUUCCCCAAAUUAUCACCUCAAUCAUAUUUGAUUUCAGAAAAAGUGUUAUCAUUGUAAAUCGGAGCUUAAUUGCUGGUAGAAAAGUUGUUGACAAGAAAAAAAGGGCCGUAAUAUUUUUAGAUUCUGAGUGAAAUGAAGAAGCCUAUGGUUUUACAAAAAUGUUUAAUUUCUUUUAUAGUUUUUUUUUUUUAUGUGAACAUUUUUUUCCAGAAAGCUUACUCCAAUGUAACCCUUAUCUGAAAGAAAAUUAACGUCAUUUUUGAUUUUUCUGGUAGCUUUUCCAAUGAGAGGGAAAAAGUGAAAAAAAAAACGGGAAAAUGUAUGAAAUAUAUUAGUAAAAUAUUAUGAUUUUUUUUUCUGUGGAUAACUUUUCUACCGGCAAUUUUACUCCGAUUUACAAUGACAGAAUUUUCUGAAAGGAAAUCGGAUUGGGAAGUUACUUUAGAAGGUCAUUUUUUUUUUAUUUCCCCAAGAAUUUUUUCCGCAAAUAUGAAAAAUUCGGAAAAACAUGAGAAAAACGUAAGAAAAAUGGGAAAAUCGGUACAAUAUUAAACAAAUAUUAUUAAAUAAAAUAUAUAACGCCUAGUUAAUUUUUUCACCAUAAUAUGACAUAUAUAUUGUUGACAAAAUAUCACUAUCAACUGUACUCCGCUUAGAGAUGUUUUUUCGUUAGCAAUGAUUUAUCGUUGCUACAGAUAUACUUUAAAUUCCCUUCUGUAUCCUACACUCAACUUUCCACCUACAACAGUGGCUGCGCCCAUUCCUAUUAUAUUAGGAAAGAUUUUAAACUUUAAUACAUACAUUUCGUACAUUUUCCCGGUUUCUCUCAUUUAUUGAGAAAAAUCUUGAGAAAAUAAAAAAAUUACAUUAUUAAAGUACCACUCCAAUCAGGUUUCCUUUCAAAAAAAGUACGAAACUUGUAAAUCGGAGCAAGAUUUCUAGUAGAAAAGUUAUUCACAGAUAAAAAAAAAAUAAAUACAUAUUAUUGUUAAACCAAUACAUUCCUCGUUCCAAUCGGAAUCUAAGAAAAGUAUCAAUAUAUGCAUACGAGUAAUACAUUUCUAAAUAGCAAUCAAUAAUGAAACAAGAAAAAUAAUUUAAAUAUUUUAACUAAUUAUAAGUUGCACUCAAAUUCUAAUCCAAUUGAGUAAAAUAAAAAUAUAAACGAGGUGAUUAAUUAUUAUCCAUGACUAAUCCUAAAUAAUUUUUCAUACAUUUUUAUUGAUUUUUUUUAAUGUAGUUAAAAAUCAUCAGGACAAUGAGAAAAAUAUUUAAAAAAAUAUUCAAGUUAAACUUCCCUUUAAAAUUGACUUAAGUUAAUUUGUGCCAAAUAUGGCACAACGCGCACUAAUUGUAUAUUUGUGUCAUAUAUGGCCACCAUGCAUAAAAUAGUACAAUUUUUAUGUGUGCCAUAUUCGGCCUUUAUACAUGAAACAUUAAAAUUUUUACUUAUGCUAUUUCAGGGAACAUGUACCCAAAAUAUAUUUUUAUCAUUAUUGAUACUAAAGCAAUAGUCUAAGUGACACUUAUACAUUUUCAAAUUUAUUUUUCACAAAUAACUUAACACAUGUUAUAAGUAUAUUUAUUAAACAGUCUAAUGUUUUUUUAUAUAACAAAUUAAAUUUUCAGUAUACAAAUUUAAAAUAUUAUCUGAAAUUAAUUUAACAUUCUGAAGUUGGUAGUUAAAUUUUGAUAUUUUCAAAAAAUUCAAAAGAUUCUUUUUGAAUUUAAAAUGAAACUAGUGAUAAUAAACUGUAUAUAUGUUGUGACAUAUUAUGUGGUACACAACAACAUUAUAUUAUUAUAUUUCUUGUAUCAGUCGCGUAUAAUCCCCCCCCCUCUAAAUUAUUUUCAAUAUACGCCAUUGCCUCGUUUGCAUGGUGUGCCAUAUUUGGCAUAUAAUAACAAUAUAAUAUUUUAUGCCAAUUGCAUCCAUAUUUGGUACACAAUAAGUUAAUGAUAAAUUUAAAAAAGUACUAUACUUAGAAAUCUUUAACUACUUUUAAAUGAUUUCUUUUUUUUGGAUCAGUAGUGUAAAUGUUUGUAAUGAUAACAUGAAAUUAGUGGAAAUCACUCUAUACAAUACUAAUGUUUUCAGCUGAUUAUUUUUCUUCUGUAGUUAAUAAUUUUAUCGCUAGAUAGAUGUACCUUAUGUCAAAAUUGUUCGCUUUUUUGUGCCGAAUCUGGCUAUCUAUAUGUAAUAAUAUUGUAACAUUAUUUUCAAAGACAGAAACUAAGAAAAGCUAAUUCGUGCCAUAAAUGGCACAAUAUGCAUGAAGGGGAAAAAUUGACGUCGGUAAAGAAUUUAUGAGUAUAUCAGUUUUUUGUUCAAAUUAGUAUUUGUGUAGUACCUCUAAAUUGUCGGCAUGAGUAUUUUCUUGCACAAAAUAAUAUUUUAUAUCUAUAUAUUUUUAACGCUGGUGUGUUCUAGGUUCCCGAAAUAUGUUGAUGAUAGAUAAGUUGUUUUCAAAAAUAGUGGUUGGUUUUGACAAUCUUAUACCCAUUAUCAAUAAAAAAAAACCCUCUAAGCUAAACACAUUCAAUUGUAACUGACGCAGAGUGAUCUAAAUCGUAAUUAAGCUUCCCUAAAUUAAUUGCCCUUAAAUUUUAACUGUAUGAUAGUAUGAUAUAUCAAAUCUAUUAUUUUUGAGGACGAUUAACCCAAAUUUCGUAUUCGUUUUUUAAUUGACCAUUUAAUUUAGACAUUUUAUAAAACUGAGUUAGGUAGUAAAAGUUGAUAGAAAAUUUCCAAUUUAUAAAAUUAGAUAUUGAUAGUAAAAUUAUAUAUUUUACACUUUACACUUUGAUAUUUGUCAGUUACUAAUUCCCACAAAAUAAUAUAAUAUUAUAUUGUGCACGUUCAAAAUAAAUAGACAAAAAGUAAUAAUAAUACCACAAAAUAAUAUAGACAACAUAAAAAUAUAAUAUUGCGACUAAUAAUGUGUUAUAUGUAGUGGAUAGUGCGGAAAUUACAAAUCCAGAGUAAAAGAAAAAAAAAUAUAACGCUGUAUAAAUUUAAAGAGUAUAAUAUCUUAUAUAACCAACAUUUGUGGAAAUACUGGUCGACAUUUACACUGUACAAAUGACUAAACGUGAAAAAUUGAACAAUGCGCGUUAAGGUGUCCCCCACUGGCAUACAGCUAGGUGCGUCCCUGAGAAGAGGGGACGAUUGACUUCCCCUCAUAAGCCAUGUGGUGUUCUCUUUUGUUAUUCAAAAUAUCCAAAAUUCUUAAGUGCAAAUAAGUACAAAUGCAACUGGUUCCAAAUGCCAUAAAGAUGAUUGAUAAUAAAGAUAAUCUUGAAAAUACUUUGAUUGAAACAUGAAUUAAACACUUUUCAUUUAUAAAUUGUAAUAUAGUAUAAUAUAUUAAUUAUUUAUCUAUAUAAUAUUUAUAGAUAAGUAAAACUUCUGUUUAGUUCAAUAAAUAACACAUUUUAAAAUUAUUUUAUUAAACUAAAACUUGUAUAUCAAUAAAAGAGACAUAUUGUAUUAAUUAUUGUCAAUAACCAGUCAUUAAUUUGUAUUAAAAAGCAAUUGGUAAGUAGUAUAAAGAAAAUAAUUAUAAACAUUGAAUAUUUUUUUAUCAUAGUGCAAAAUAGUACUAAGUAUACAGUACCUAUAUACCACCAGUUCAUCAUAUUAUGAACAAAUACAUUUUAUUUCGGAUUGAUUUUAUUUUUUGCGUCUUAUAUACGAUAUCAUAUGAUUUUACAAUGUGCUUUUAUGAAUUUUCCUAGUGUGAUAUAAAUUAUAACAAUUUGAAGAAAAAUAAAGCCAUGGGGGUGACUGUCCCAUUCGCCCCCUCCCCGAGGACGCCCCUGCCUACUAUAUAUAUUCAAUGUCAAUAUUAUAUUAUUUAAUCAAUGUCAUCAAUCUAUAAUUUGCAUAAAGGUACGGUUUCCAAGGCGCGGCUAGCCGCGGCGGCCGAUCGCCGUGACCAGCCGUCACGAUCAGCCGCCGAAGUCUGACUGGUUCCCUAGACAUACAAAUCGCCGCGGCUCUAAACAUAAUUUCAUUAUUUGUUUAGUCCUACUUCUCAUUAUGUUGUGUUAAGACGUAUAUUUAAAGUGUUAAACCAUGUCCGAUUUAUUGUGCAUUUUCAAUAUUAACAAAAUUAUCAUUGAUUUGCUUCAAGAAAAGGAGGAAGAAGAUAAUUUAUUUUUACGUACUUAUUUAAAUCCAAAUAAAAGGAAACCAACUAACGUUUUAUUUAAAAAUCAUGUGUUUGAAGGUUAUUUUGAAAUUUUAUUAUAUUAUAAUACUAAAAUAUUAUUAUAUGUUCAAUAUUAUAAUUAUUAUUCAAUACUACAAUAAUUAUUAUAAUGCAAUACUAGAAUAUUAAUUAAAUUAUGGAAAUGUAUACUAUAUGUCGAUAUACUACUAUCAGCGACUGCAAAAGUUUUAACACAAACACUAUUUUCGACUAGAGCCGCCGGCCGCGGCGGCUCUAGUUCAGUCGCGAGCCGCAGCCGCGCAUUGGAAAUUAAUCUAUAGGUACUACGUGUAAACAAUGUUCAUGCAAAAGCCGCGCCUUGGAAACCGUACCUUAACACACAUUCUAAAACAACGUGUUCUGUUUGUAUUUGAUAAAACUGAUUUUCUUACAAAAUAUGUUUUCAGUCAAUUAUUUUUCGAAAAAAAACGUUUCUGAUAAACUAUUUUUCUAGUAUUUUAUUUUCGUAUGCAUUUUUUUGAUAAAUACUUUUUUAUUCAAAUAUUUUUUUUGCUCGAAUAAUAUUUGUGAACAUAUUUUCGAAUAAAAUAAAAGCCACCGAAGAUGGUGGUAAUCGCUUACAACGAUAACUUCUCGAUCUGAGUCCAUACAAUUUUUCUUUAUUAGACAUUUUCGUUAUCAAGAUAGUCGAACUGACCCGAAUCUUGAAUUAAUUAUUAUUUCUAUCGAACAUUAUUAUUCUUAUUAUAAAAUGAUACCGUCCAAGGGAGUGGGGGGGGUGGUCCAGACUCCAGACCCGGGUUCCCCUCUUCUGAUUGCGCCACUGUCUAGAUUCCAGACCUUUUUAAAUUUAAUGCAAUUUUUAGUUACCUAAUCAAUAUGAAAUGCAAAACACCAAAUGUAAAAUAUGUCACAUUAUCAAUAUUUGUUUAUUAUUAUUAAGUUAGGUCGUUAAUGUUAUGUGCUAAUCAAAUUGUGUGAUAUAGUUAAUAUGGUAUAUUUUUCUUGAUAUUUUUAAUACAUAAUCAUAUUACCAUCCCCCAAACUAGUUAUAUCACUGAUGUAAAUAUAUUUUAAUAUAUGGUAUAAUAAUUUUGUUAUUUAAUUUUUCAUCAGGUGUAAAACCAAACCUGGAUAAAGAAGUUGAUAGGUUUCAAAAUUUCCUAUAUGCUAUUGGUGUUAAGCAGUUAUUUUCGGUGCUCGAAAAAAAUAAGUCACUGACUACUUUUGAAAGUCGCUUGAAUACAUUCGAAGACUGCACAACAUAUACAGGACAUGACAUUUUUAAUCUUUGUAAAGCAGGAUUUUAUUUUAUGGGUAAAUAUAAUAUUAUAUAAUACAUUUGUAAUAUUUUAAGAUUCUAUUAAUAUUAUAAGAAUAUUGAAUAAGAAUGUUGUUAUUAAUUUGUUUACUUUAUGUUGUUUUUAAUCUUCAAGAGGGCGAUGAAUCUGAAGAUAAGCUGCUUUGUUUCUGCUGUAACCAAGUUCUUCCCUCUUGGAAAAACAAUGAAAAUCCUUGGAUAAGACACUCACAUAUAUCUCCUAAUUGUAGUUUUAUACAGCUUACUAUGGGUAGACAAUAUGUGAAAAGAAAUUCUGAAGCUAUGCUGGCAUUGGGGCAUGUUAUGUUGGAUGUGAAACCUAAGGUUAGUAUUUCACUAAUAGUUUUAGUCGUUUAAAACAGAUUAAUCCAAAAAUCAAUUUAAUAGGUAAUCUAUGGGGUAAAAUAUUUAUAAAAUCCCACAAGUAAUAAUAAUAAGAAAAAAAAAAUCUUAUUCAAAAAUGUUACUGCCAUUCUAAAUAAUCUAAUAUUAAUUAAAUGUUUAUAAAAUUAUCAUAAUAUUUUUUUUUAUAAAUUUUUCUGUAAAAAUAUUGUAAGAUUAGUUCGUGUUUUUAAUUUGUAAAUUUGUAAGUUAUUUUUGUGAGUAUAUUAAUUUCUAAUUAUUAAUUAUUCUUAUUACAAUUGUGUAUUGUUGUUUUAUAGAUACCUUUCACUAACGGGAACAAUAAUACAACUAAUUCGACAAAGAGGUUUGUUUAAUACAUAUUCUAUUGAUACUGAUAAAAUUGUUUUUAUUACAAAAAUGAUUACAAAAUAAAUAUUGGUUGAUCUUGGGACGGAAGAAAAAUAAAUUUAAAUGGUGUUCUAAACAAGAUAUGUAUGUCACCACAAACUAUCGUGGUGAAUAGCGCGCUAUAUGACCUACAUACAUACCAAAUACUCCAAUCAUAUUUUACCACAAGCAUCUACAGAGAGAAACCGCCGAAUGGUUGCAAGAUGGCAGCCUUAAGCUCUUAUCAUAUUUUUAUCAUCUUAUGUCUUAUCUUCACAAACAUUUAUCACUAUCUCAUGAGAUUAUCAAAUAUCAAUAUUAUUAAUAUAUAAGUAAAUGAAAACAUGUUAUUAUUGUUAAUACUCGUAUAUAACUUUAUAUAUAUAUAUUCAUAUUUUUUUGGUGUAUGCCAAAAGAUAGCAUGCAUUGCGACCCCCCUCCCCCUAAUUAAUAAUAUUACCACCUAUAACUGUGACUGGCGACUUCUAUCGAUUUGAAGAAAUGUUGAAAUAUAAUAUGUUAUAUUAUUAUUUCCACAUUAAAUCAUUAAAACCUAGGUAUAUAUUUUAAAAGAGUUAGCCAUUUCUAGGAAAGUAGAGGUUAUAGGUAUUCAUGUCGUUUAUUCUAAGUAGGCAGUCCUGAUAAGAACCGUUUAUUUUAUUGUGAUAUAAACCUUUUUUUUUACUGUCUAGUCUUGAUCAAUCCACUAUAUCUUAGCCUGUGAUAGAUAUGCAAAUAAAUGUAUAAUAUGGCUCAUUGGAAUAUUUGGUGCAUAUUUUGGUCAUACUGCGCGCUAUAUACUACGAUAGUUUGUGGUGAUACAUAUACCUUGUUUCGUAUAUUCUCAUUUCAAUGUGAUACGAAAUAGUUUUUUCGUUUAUUAAUAUUUUAUACUCUAUUCACCGUAAGUUAACCCACAAAGUCCAUCCGUAAGUCGACGAAAACUCCUCGAAAAAAAUCCUCUGUUUGCUGCACGGUCGGGUAGCAGCCUACUGCCUACUACAAUGAGCAACAAUGAACCGCCGACCAAUCAUAGACCACAGUAUACAUGCGUGUAAACGGAUCAACUUUUAGUGGACAGAGUAUAGUGUUGAUAAUACAUCAAAAUCCACUUUUUGAAAUUCUCAUUAAUAUUCGAGAAAAUGACAACAAUCUGGUUCAUUAGGUUAAAAAAGAUUGAAAGAUUAAAAAUAAGGAAGUCAUUGUCAAAUGUUUUUAUUUAUAUUUGUUAUUAUUAAGUUUUUAUUAUUUUUAUCUUUUUUAAACAAUGAUUGUUUUAAUAAUUUUACCAUAAUAUGACAUAUAUUGUUGACGAAGCAACACUAUCAACUGAACUUCUCUCAGAAGUUUCAUCGGUUUUUCGUUAGCAAUGGCUUAUCGUUGCUUACAGAUACGCAUUAAAUUUCCCCUCUACUAUAUUCCCAACUUCUCACUUACAAAAAUGAAUGCACCCACUUACGAAGUAUGUAUGUCCUUUUUUUAUAUAUAUACAAGUAAAUGAUAUGAAUUAUAAUGGCAAUGGGUUUUUUCACUUUACACUUAUUUUAUUCUUUUUACCAUAUUUUUACUUUUUAGGUACAGUGGUGAUGCAAAACUGUUAUCAAGAAAGAAAUUGAAACUUGAUCAUACCUAUUCAUUGAACUAUUCUGAAAAAAUUACAAAUAAUACUAUACCAGACUCCAUGCUUUGCAAAAUUUGCCUCAAAGAACCAUUGGCAGUUAUUUUCAUUCCUUGUGGUCAUAUAAUUGCUUGUAUCGCAUGUGCCGUAACCUUGGAUGAAUGUGCUGUAUGCAGAGAAACAUUUACUAUUACUUUAAGAAUAUUCGUGGAUUUUAAAGAGAUAAAAAACAAUAAUAGUGGGUUAGCUUGUUUACCACCACAAAAUACUUCACAAUCUACCAGUCCUAAUUCAAUGCUUUGUAAGAUGUGCCGCAAAGAAGAAAUAAGUGUUGCUUUUGUGCCAUGUAGACACGUAGUCUGCUGUUUUGAAUGUGCCGUGAAAAAUGUUUCAUGUUGUGUAUGCUCCACACCAUUUUAUGCCUUAAUACAAGUAUACUUGUAAACUUUGUCAACUGCCCAAUUAAAAUAAAGCUAUAACAGAAAAAACGAAUAACAGAAAUAAAUAAGGUUUUAAUUAUAUUUUUAAGCCUGCAUAAAAAAAAUGAUAAAAGUAAACAAUUAAUUAUUUCUGAUUUUUAUUAAAUAUAAUUUUAGAUUAGCCAAUGGAAUAAAAAUUAAAACUUAAAUUGCAAUUCCAGGAAUUAAUUUUCUCAAUAUAAUUUGACCUUCAUUAGCUUUUUUCUUAAUUUUAUUCAUCUCAAAUGUAUAUAUUUUAAGCAUUUAAUUAAAGAUUUGUAUAUAUGUCCGUAUAUAAUUUGUUUGUUUUAAAUUAUUCUAUACAAUUUAUAUAUGGGUUUUUUCAAUAUAAAUGGGAAAAUUUAAUGUAAAUAUUAAACACCCUUUCUUAUCAACAACUAUUAGUCAUAUUUAAUGGAAUCUAUUGAGUGUUUAAUUUAAGAUAUAUAAGUUUCAUAUAGUUAGCUUGAAUUUAUUAUUAUUAUUACAAAUACAAAUACAAUAUUUAUUAAUACAAAUUUAGAAGUGAUUAAUUUAAGUGGAAGAAUUGUUUUUUUAAUAGUUACAGUUCGAUAGUAAUAUUUGAAUUUAUUGAAUAUAUAUUUUAAGUGCUACAUUAUAGACUUAUUAUUAUUAUUAUUUUUUAUUAAAUUUGUUUGCUGUUAUAAAUUGUCAAGUACAAUUUAUUAUACUGUUUGAUAUGAAUGAAAGAAAUAUUACUAUUCUAAUAUACUGCAAACUUUUAAACUUUUAUUUUAUAAAUAAUUUGUCUCCUAAUCAAAUAUGAUUAAAUUUAAUAUUUAUGUUUUUUAAUACAUUUAUUUUUAAAGACUGUAAAUAUUUUAUUUUAUUUAAUUUAGAAGUGAUUAAUUUUUAGAGGAAUAAUUUAUAUUAUUUAAUCAUCAUCAAAUUUUCUUUUUCUUGGACAACUGAUCUCUUGUAGUAAUAUUUGAAUAUAUUGAAUAUAUAUCUUAAGUGAAACUUAAUUUAUUUUAUAUUCAAUUUGCUUAUUUGUUACAAAUUGUUCAAUACAAUUUAUUUAAAAGUAUUUGAUAUGAAUGAAAUAGAUAUUAUUAUCCUAAUAUUAUACUGUGGGAAUGUUCCAUUCUACCCAUAUAUUGUAAUAUUAAUUAAUUUUUUUUCAUAGAUAACUUGUCUCCUAGUCAUAUUUGAUUGAUGUUUAUUAUAGUACCUAUGUUUAUUUUAAGAUACUAUUUCUUUAAAGAAAUAUAUAAAUAUUUUAUAUUAUAUUGGCUUGUAUUAAUAGUAUUCAAAACUAAUUUAGAAGUGAUAAUUUAAGUGGAAGAAUAAAUUAUAUUAUAUAAUCUUCAUCAACCUUUUAUUUUUCAUUGACAAUAGGUCUCCCAUAGUAAUAUUUCGAUAUAUAUUCAGUGUAUAAGUGUAUACCUAUCUCAAUCAUUACAUUAAAGAAAUGUAAAUGUUUUGUUUAAUAUAAAAUGUAUUUGUUACAAAUUAUUGUUUAAUACAAUUUACUUAUAAGUGUUUAACACAAAUAAAAGGAAUAUUAUCCUAUUAUAUUAUAAUAAUAAACCACUUUUUUCUUAGUUAUAUUAUUUAUUAAAUUUAAUAUUGAGUGUUUUUCUUUAAGAUAAAAAUAUUUAAAAAAAAUGUAAUAAUUUCAUAAAAUAUUGAAUUAUUUAAUAAUAUACUAUUAUAAUCUUCAUUAGCUUGUAAAAAUUGUCUAAUUCUCUGUUUAAUGUGCCAUUUAAUCUUUUAUUAUGUAAACAAUUUAUGUUUACCUUAAUUGUUAUGGUUUGCAAAUAAUUAGUUGUAGACAAUAAGUAUUGUAAUCACUUAAACUGUAGUGUAAAAAUAAAAUAAUAAAUAAUUUUUUCC
Cinara cedri is the source of this 23499-nucleotide messenger RNA. NCBI's taxonomy places the organism in Eukaryota, Metazoa, Arthropoda, Insecta, Hemiptera, Aphididae. The record is from the annotation of a GenBank genome assembly.